Molecule: messenger RNA, 3296 nt
Organism: Bradysia coprophila
Lineage: Eukaryota; Metazoa; Arthropoda; Insecta; Diptera; Sciaridae
Source: RefSeq, a predicted model, not a curated record
UGUGAUUCAACAAUGAAUAUGUUGUCCGUCCGUUCGCAGUCUUUUAAUUUGUUUAUUUAAAUAAUUGGUGCUGCGAAUGCAUAUUAUAAACCUAACAUAAAACGAGUACUUAGCUCCAGAUAGUGGAACUCUUAAAGUGACUUUUUAAAUUCGAUUACAGUUUAACGGAUGCGCGCAGACGACAAGUGGUUGAAUGAGUUUGAAUGUUUGACUUCAUCGUUUGGUUAUACGAUUCGCGCAUAGUGUUUACGAAAAGUGUUUGGUGUAGACAAUGUGAUUACAACGCUAAUUACAACUCCAGUGAUAGAAUUGAACUUAAGUUGUUGGGUUCAUUGUAUGACAAUCUUAGACAAAAACAAAACCUAUAUCACUACUACAUGCCUACGCAUUCAUGUAAAAAUCUUUUAAUAUUAAAAUGAUUUAAUAAGAAAGAAAAAAUCGUCUAAUGUGUAUUUAAUAACGUUGUUGCGUAUAGCAUGUGGAUUGUGGAUUAUACACUCGUCUAUACACUCGUCUAUAUUCCCAUAUCCACCCACUGACAUUACUUGCGAAUAAAAAUAUUUCUAUAAGAUUACCAGCACAUUAAUAUGGAUUUCUUUAAAUUGUUGGAAGUAGUAUGCAGGAUAUAUCACGCGAGGAAUUCAGUCUGAUGAAUGGAGGAUGUGAUAAGGAAUCAACUCGCAUAACUUGUAAUGAAUCCCCACUGGACAAUAUAAAAUUAGGACGAAUUCCCGAUCACGAACCAGUGUCAAUUAAAAUUGAAGAACCAGACAUUUACUCCUGGAACUCUAGCACGGACAUUGGAUCGAAUUUGCUACGACAUUCAGAUGAUCCGUUGAUAUCGGGCGGUGCCAUUGAUGAUACCCAAAAUGAAUUCAAUCCAAUCACCAAUUGUGACACAGCUGAACUAUCCCCAAUUGUACCGAAGAAAAAGUCAACACGAACUCGUCGCAAGGGCCAAUUCAAAUUGCGAUUCCAUCAUCAGGCUCUGCCACAGGAAUAUUUGGAUCACUAUGAAGCAUCGCAGAUUAAUCUGCAGAAGAAGGAAGUCGAGCAAAAUAAAAGAAUCACAGACAUGGAAGCGAAUGAUCAUUUGAAGGCGGUCCGGACGCACGAGUCGGUGCGAAAUUGGCUACAAAAAAUUUCGGAAUACCAGACCAAAUCGGCCUCAUCGCCGCCACCACCAAAACCAGAGAUUCCAAACGAAAUUGCUACCAAUGCGGGUCAAUCAAAUAAAAAAGCCGCACGAGUCGUUAGUUACAACGAUUUGCCGUACAUGGGCGAGAUGACGUUAGAUAAUUCGAAACCGAGACGAGGCAGGAAACCAAAGAAAGCGGACAUAUGUCACCUAAUUUAUAAAAAUUACGGCACGAUAUUGCCAGGAACGCCGAAAGACCAGCAUGUGAAAAAUUGUGAUAAGACCGUAAGCACUGUACCGGCUGAUCUAAAGAAAGCGGAAACACAGACGAAAAUUAUGAGCAGCCUUUUAGAGAAGCGGCUAACGCAUGAGAGCAAAAGACUUAGUCCGUCCAUUGUAAGUGAUGACAAUUUGAAUGUUGUCCGAGAUGCAAAGCAUCAGAUUGAACCACUAAACUUAUGCCUAAGGGAUCGUUCGGACACUUUGACACUGUCAAGUGAUGACGAAAGCGAUACCCUAUUGGGCUCGACGAAAACGUCCCCAUUAAUUUCUCCCACACCGUCCGAAACUGAUGCAUUUUUAGCAGCUAAUUUAAAGACAUCAUUGCUGAGUGACACAAAGCCUCCGGGUAAUCAACCAGAAAUUUCCGAAACUGCAUCAACCAUCGGAAGUGAUGGUCAGAAUUCCGGUUAUGUAUUCUGGCCACCAGCUGGCGUUUUUAUUCAUCCAAUGGCACUGUAUUACCAAAAAAUGGUCGAUUCGGGAAAGUCUUUGGUUGCAACUACGAACACUACCACCACUCCGACAACACCUUCCACAGUCAGUUCCACUCCAUCACCGAUGCUAGCGGAAAGUCCUUCAGUGACCCCGAAAAGUGAACCGUCCGUAAAAAUUCUUAUUCCCAAGAAUAUCAGCGAUAUGCUAAAGCAAGAACCAAGUACAACAACCACCGCCGAUAUUGCGUCCCACUCAUCGAAAAGUACAACUCCAGUUCCACAGAAAAGAAAGCGCUCGGCAAUUUUUAUACCACCUAUGCCGUUGGAAACCUCAUCUAGUCAUGCAACAGAAGUGAGCAUUUGUAAAUUCAAAUUUACUGGUGGCGCAAAGCCGUCUCUGCAAGAGAAGAAAAUGCUUUCCGUUGAUUCGGGCGGUAAUUUUCGUUACUACAGUGGUACUGGCGACAAGUCAAUGCGUGGAUAUGAAUUCUUUCCACGGGAAAGUCUUCAGCAAUCAAGUCUAUUGACUGACUCCAGUUCUGGUGCCUUCUUGAACACUCCCGGCGAGAAAAUAUCGCUCGAUUUACCACCACCCUCUCACGGUUUAAGCAACGAACUACUUCAAAUCCCCGAAAUACUCAAUCCAAACGUAAGCGUCAUUGUACCUCCACCCACAUCUGUGCAACGCGUCGGACAUUCGAGUGUGCGAAAGAAGCGAAAAUCAAGACGUUCCGUUCAGCGAGAAAAUUUAGAGAAAACGUUCAAGGAAAAGGGAUUUCUCAUACAAACACAGCAGCUGGAAUCCGCCGAAGGUGCUACAUACUGCAAAUUUAGACAAUUACGAAAAUUUACCAGAUAUCUGUUUCGCAGUUGGAAAGAUUAUCUGCCAGGCGAAUUACAGUCGGAACAGGCGACUGGCAAUGAUGCACAAGGGGCUACCUCGCAAAGCAGAAUGAUUGCCAGUCCAGCAACGACACCAUGUCUAGAGCAGAGUUCCAGUUCAAUGGAAUGACCAAAGUGCAUUUGAAGAAAAUUUUGUUCAAAUUGUAAAUAAGUUUUGUCCGUUUUGUUCUCUCUCUCUCUCUCUCUCUCUCUCUCUCUCUCUCUCUCUCUAUCUCUCCUAAUUUAUAUUCAUGUAAUUUAUCAUUUUAUGUAAAUUUGGGCGUAUGAGUUUUGUUGGUAGUGUGAGGUAUUAGGUGGGUGGGUGGGUUGAUUUGUAUAAAAGUGUGUGAACAAAAAAGUCUCGACUGAUUUCUUAACUUUGUUAAUAAACUUUUAGAUUUCGAAUUGCUUUGUAUACAAACGAAAACAAAAACGAAGAUAACUAAAGUGCGGCGAAGGAUGUAUUAUAUAAUGUAAAAUAAUGUAAUGGGAGUAUCAAGAGCUUUAGCAGCAUUAGAGCUUUGAAAAUAAACGUAUUAUUACUAAUUUAAAAAAAAAAA